AUGAAAAAUUAUGAUCAAUCAAAAUAGAAUGAUGAAAAACCCAAUUUUAAUUUUCAUAAGUUUCAAAAGAAUGGUGUCAGAAGUAAAAUUCAUUAACAUAUUAAAAAUUGGUAAAAUUACUAGGAUGUGAAUGAAUUAAAUUAAUUUUAUUAAGACUUAGAAUAUGAUCAUUCAUUUAUUUAGUGGAUUUUCCCUAAUUUUUUUAACAGCAUGUUUAAUUCUGAAAGCUAUAGAUUAACAAUAGAAGAGAGAAAUUUAAUGAUUAAUGAUGAUGAGGUAUUUUGAAAUAAAAUAAAAAUAGAUCAUGUAAUUCUAUUUUCAAAACUACAAAAUGUUUUUAAAAUUUUUAGGAAUAGAAUGGGAUAAAGAAGAAUUGAUUUUAAAAAAUCAAAAAUAGUUUAAUAAGUGUCUUCAUAUAAAUACACAUAAUUAAUUAAGAUUGAAGAGAGUAUUUGCCUCUUUAAGUGUUUUAGGAAAGAGAGAAGAAGCAAUUAAAUUGCUUGACUUAAUUUUUAAAUAAGAAAAUAAACUUUACCGCACAGAAUAUUAUCUUUAUGAAUAAGUAUUAGAAGAAAAUAAAUAAAAAAUCAUUUAAAACAAUGAAACCUAAAUAAAUGAUUAAAAAAAUAUAAAUCCAAACAAAUAAUCAGAGAAUAAUGAUAAUAUAAAAACAAAUUAAAAAAUAGAUUCAUAAAAUAUUAAUCAUGAAGGAACCGAUUAAAAAAAAGAAUCAAAUGAAAAAUCAUUACCACAACCUAAUUCUUUAGAAGUAGGAAAUGAUAAUGGCUCAAAACAGAAACUUGAUUAAUACUAUGAAUCAGAAAAUUAAAUAUAAUCACAUAAAACUUAAGAUAAUCUAUUAGCUAAAAAUGCUGAUAUUACAAUAAAGGAGGAAUCAUAAAUAUAAAGUAAAUAAAAUAAAGUUCACUAACAAUAUGGGGUAUCUAAUAAUAAUCAAAAAUAAAAGGAAUCCAAAUAUUCUGACUAUUAUGUACAAUAACCUGAAAAAAAUUAAAAAUUUUAAUAUAAACUAAGGUUUGAUUAAGUCAAAAAUAAUUACGUUUAAGGAGAUUUAUUAGAAAAAAAAUGGGUUAUUUUUGAAUUACUAACAGAAUAAUAAUGUGAGUGA
Molecule: messenger RNA, 1129 nt
Organism: Paramecium sonneborni
Lineage: Eukaryota; Ciliophora; Oligohymenophorea; Peniculida; Parameciidae
Source: the annotation of a GenBank genome assembly